CAUUAAUGGACUGUGGUGCACGAGUCGUUCGUAAAGUCAAAGGAUAUUUUUUUCUCUGGAUAUUUAGCGAGAUCGUACUUAUCAUAUUACCUGAUGGCGCGAUCAGUUAACCAUGGAGAAGUUUAAAGAUGUGUCUUAUAAACGGCUAGAAGAAGGAAAAGGCAAAGACAACACCGAUAUGCGUCGCUUGAAAAGGGUGGUGGUGAUACUGGUGAUAGCGUGUGUAGCGUUGCUGUGUUUCGUCGCGUAUUCGGUUGGAAUAAAGAGUUCCCCGGACGUGGAACAGACAGAACAGUCUGGCCAGAACGUUGGGGCAGUUGGAGUGGUACAACAAGCGGGAGAGAGCAUAGAAAAGGAUGAUCAACAGAAGGAUGGGCUACAGAAGAAUGUACAACAGAAGGAAGGGCUACAGAAGGAUGUACAACAGAAGGAUGGGCUACAGAAGGAUGUCGAGGAACCCGGAGAGCUACACGAACCCCAACUCGUUCCUUCAGAUUCAAACGGGUCAAAUGAAUGGCAUGAGCAUGAUUCCUCGCGGAAAAAUACCAAUGCCCAAACUGCCACUCCUAACAAGUCUCAGAAUCUGACAGCUGCUAACGCUCAGGCCGAUCAGAAUAAGACACGGGAACAGUAUAUUAAAGAAAUUAGAGAAGAUUUACUCAAACUUAAACAUCAAAUGAAGGCUAAGGGCAAACAAGCGGAAGUAACCUCACCGAAACCGAGACCUACACGUCCUUCUACGACUAGUUAUCACAUGCCUAAGAAUGUUUCAUUGCCAGCAGAUCCGCAUCCAGAGAUAACUAAACAACAACUCCACGCUCGACUCAACAUGGUCUUGUCUGACAUCAGGAACGACAUUGGCGAUAGAAGGUCUUUGCAGGCGACACUGCAGUUCCUUCAGCGAGCUAUCCAGGUCAUUGAGCAGAAGGAGCUUGCUGCGGAUCUUGCGGCGGAGGGACAGACCCUUCCCACACUACCCCCAGGCUGGAAGGAAUUUACGACCCCCACCUUCAAGAACCCCCGUGUUAAAGACAUGAUGAAGACACUGAGGACGACACCGCAUAAGCUCGACAAGUAUGACCUUGCCAAACAAUACGAAUGGGACUUCCGGUGUGUGUUCCUCAAGGUGCCAAUGAAGCAUGAGCCAAUGAUUUGCAUCAAUGAUCCCGAGUUUGAUAAACCGAUGUCCAGUUCCCUGGCCGAAACUGGACAAUAUGAAGCUAAAAUGGUUGGGUUCUUCCUUGAGAUUCUUCACUCGGAUAUUACGUUACAAGCAGUAGACUUAGGAGCCAACAUUGGGUUGUAUAGUUUAGCAGCGGCCGCCAUCGCCAGACCCGUGUUGGCAGUAGAACCAAACGUACAAAAUAUUCGCCCUUUCCACAAAUCAGUCAAAAUGAACGGGUUCCAAAGGCUGGUGACGCUCGUCACAAACUGUCUGUCCGACCGAUACAAACUCGUGCAGCUAGUCUACAACAAGAUGGGUAACCUUGGUGAUACGAAAACUGUCGAGGUUGUAGAAUCGAUGCUGAAGAAUGAUAUCGUUUCCGCUGAGGAUGUCGUGCGGACCGUCGAACUGGAUGACCUUAUUCCGGCCAUGACCUUCAAGAGAGCAAUUGUCAAGGUCGAUGUCCAAGGUGACGAAGUCCGGAUGUUCCGUGGUGCGCAGAUGUUCUUCAAAAAUAUUCACGUGCGUUACGUACUAAUGCAUUGGUUUUACAUGGACGAUCCAGUUGGAUAUAACUAUAUUUACGGAUUUCUGAAAGACAGAAACUAUUUGCCUAACUACUCCCCACACGGGAGGGUCAUCAGUGAGGAGGCCAUGAAGGAAGACCAAUCAAUCGUUGUAUGGAUCAAAUUCUGACCAGCCCUCUCGUUCAAUGGAUGUGUCACUGUGUGAAAUGUUGAAUAAAUGUGUUCCUGUUGCAAGAAUUCGUCAAUUCAUGGCAUGAAGGAUCCCAAGCUGGAGGGAUAUUGACAGACAGUUCACGGAAUGGUGUAUUUUGCAGAAGAAUUCGUCACCACUCGGCCCUUUCAGUAACUGCAGGGAACAUCGAUCAAUGUUAUGAUUGUUAUGAUUUUGCGAAAAAACGGCUAUCUAAUGUCAUUUAGCGUAUCGAUAAAAGUCCUUUGGACAAUUACCCACUCCUUAAUAUUUUGUGUUUAUAAACGCAGAUUGUAUCUUUAUAGCAAAGUGACAGUCACAAGGGUUUCACCACUUUACAUACAGAGUGGUAAAUGGAAAUUGUGUUCUAUUUAAAGAAUACUCACGUAACUUAUCUAUAGGUUCAUGUGGCACAACAAUUUGACUAUUGUUUUCGCUAUGUUCGUUUGCGCUAGGGGCG
Messenger RNA from Haliotis rufescens (red abalone), 2342 nucleotides. RefSeq lists its product as uncharacterized. The coding region runs from base 113 to 1861 and encodes 582 amino acids. The record is from RefSeq and is a predicted model, not a curated record. NCBI's taxonomy places the organism in Eukaryota, Metazoa, Mollusca, Gastropoda, Lepetellida, Haliotidae. The transcript has 2 exons.